UUAGUACGACCAACUCACGUCUACUAGUUUUAGAUAAUUUUUUGUAGUCUUCGCUCCCCAUCGAUAAUUAGACUAAAAAAGAAACGUCUUGUGAAUGCCAAUAAAGAGGUUCCUUUAAUCUGGAUGGAAUAAGUGGUUGUUUGUGGUAGAAAUUACGUGGUUGUACAAAAUAUGCGAUUUUUUAAAACCAGCAUCAAAAUAGACAAGUGAGGUAACAAAGGUUUGAAAGCGCUUGCAAACGAGACUCGUUUUCCCGAUUAAUAUUAUACCUAAAGGCUGUUCCGGAGAAAUGGAGUUGAAUUCUGUUAUUUUGACAACAGGAUGCUCUGUGGGCUUUUUCAAACUCGUGAACACAGGACUUAAAGCACUCCCUAUUCCAGACUCAGCUUGCAGGAACGCGUGGAAAUGGAGAAACAUCUCAACCUCUUUCGUUCACAGCAUUAUAACUGGGAUCUGGGCCGUGCUGUGUUUCUACUUGCAUCCUCAGAUGGCUGAAGACCUUAUAUCCACACAUUCAGUGUUUUCGCACGCGCUGGUGUGCGUGUCGAUCGGCUACUUCAUCUAUGACUUUUGUGACAUGGUGUUCAACCAGAAGAUCACCCAGUCCUGGGAGCUCCUCUUUCACCAUACAGUGGUGAUCACCUGCUUUGGGAUCUCGGUGCUGACCCGCCGGUACGUGGGCUUCGCGGUGGUGGCGCUGCUGGUGGAGAUCAACUCGGUGUUCCUGCACCUGCGGCAGGUGCUGCGCAUGGCAGGCCAGGCCAAGACCACAUCCUACCGGGUCAACAGCAUGAUCAACCUGGGCACCUAUGUGGUGUUCCGCAUCAACACCCUGGCCUGGAUGACCCGCUGGCUGGUGCUGAACCGCGACCGCGUCCCGCUCUUCAGCUACACUGUCGGCAGCGUCGGCCUGGCUAUCAUGACCGCCAUGAACAUCGUGCUCUUCUACCGCCUGCUCCGCAGCGACUUCCUGAAGACGGGCCGCGAGGCCAAGAAGGAGAUCUAGGAUCCCCCCCGCACCCCAACCC
Molecule: messenger RNA, 1028 nt
Organism: Megalops cyprinoides (Indo-Pacific tarpon)
Lineage: Eukaryota; Metazoa; Chordata; Actinopteri; Elopiformes; Megalopidae
Product: TLC domain-containing protein 2-like
Exons: 4
Coding region: 290-1006 (238 amino acids)
Biological process (GO): membrane assembly; phospholipid homeostasis; regulation of membrane lipid distribution
Cellular component (GO): plasma membrane
Source: RefSeq, a predicted model, not a curated record